CUCAUGGAGCUUUAUUUGGAUGGUGUCGACAUUUCAACUUAAAGUACUAAAUGGUGUGAAACCACAUCUCUUGUACUUCCAAACCUGCAUGUGUUGAGUCUGUCAAGCUGUGGUUUGAAAGGUCCAUUAUGUUCUUCACUCUCAAGACUCUCCUUUCUUUCCAAACUUAUCCUUGAUUGGAACCCAAUCUCUUAUUUACCUCCCAAUUUCUUGGAAAUUUCCUCUCGUUUGGUUUCUCUCAGUUUGAGGAACUGCAAUUUGAGUGGCCAUUUUCCAACCGAAAUUCUCUUAUUGCCAAAAAUUCAAAGCAUUGACAUUUCAUUUAAUCCUCAACUUAUGGGUCAGUUGCCAGAAUUUCCAGCAAACAAUGCUUUACAGAGUUUGUCACUUUAUGACACAAAUUUCAGUGGAAAACUACCUGAAUCGAUUGGUAAUCUUAAGUUCCUGACAAAUUUAGAGCUUUCUUAUUGCAAUUUUUUUGGACCCAUUCCAUCGUCAAUUGCAAAUCUUAGUCACCUGGUGAACUUGGAUCUAAGUUCAAACAAGCUUUCUGGAUCAAUACAUUCUUCUUUAUUUACUCUUCCAUCGUUGAGGAUCUUGUAUCUUGGAGAAAAUCAAUUGGUUGGGAAAAUUGAUGAGUUCCCCAAUGUAUCUUCUUCUUUGAUUCAAGAAUUAUAUAUAGGCAAUAAUUAUUUAAAAGGAACAAUCCCAAAGUCAAUCCUUCUACUUCCAAGGCUUGAAUGGCUUUAUAUCGAAAGCAAUAACUUCAGUUCCAUGAAGCUUGACAUGUUUGUCCAACUUAAGAACUUAAAGGGUCUCGAAUUAUCCAACGUAAGCUUGUUAAUUGAAAGCGACAACAGAAGUCUUACUUUUCCCCAAUUAGAGAGCCUAAGGCUAAGGUCAUGCAACCUUACUGAAUUUCCAGAAUUCAUUAAAAGGCAAGACAAGUUGUUUGACUUAGAUCUUUCUAACAAUCAUAUCCAUGGUGUUGUGCCUAAUUGGUUGUGGAAGAGCAGUCUUUCAUCCUUACACCUUUCUUUCAAUGUGAUUGAUUUUCCAAAACAGCUUCCCUUAAAUGAUGCAAACUUCUCAUUUCCAAUGUUGACAGAAUUGUAUUUGAGAUCCUGUAACAUAAGUGCGUUUUUAGAGUUCUUAAAGAGUCAAGAAAAUUUAGAAGAACUCGACCUUUCAAAUAAUAAAAUAAGUGGUGCAAUACCAAACCGGGUGUGGAAGAAAAGUUUGCGGUAUCUGUUUCUUGCUAAUAACCAUCUCUCAUCUUUGGACCAACUUUUACCCAAUCAGAGUUCAACUUCUUCACAAACCUCCUUGACUAGACCUAUUUGCAAUUUGAGUCAACUUAGAAAUUUCAAUGCAUCUCAUAACAAUUUGAGCGGCACGAUUCCAAAUUGGUUAGGCAAAAUGACUGAUCUCUAUUUGUUGGAUCUGCAAGGAAAUAACUUCAGUAGAAUUGAGAAUAUAUUGGAAGGGAAGUUUCCCCGAUCAUUAGCUGAAUGCACUCAGCUUGAAGUUUUGGACGUGGGAAACAACAAGAUGAAUGAUACAUUCCCUUUUUGGUUGGAGAAAUUGCCUUACUUGACGGUUCUAAUAUUGCGGGAAAACAGAUUUUAUGGUCAAAUUAAACAUUUCAAACAUAAAUCUGUUUUCCCAACUUUGGAUGUAUUGGACAUUGCUUCAAACCAGUUUUCUGGUGAACUAUCCAUUGAUUUCCUUCAACCCACUCGACUAAGGUCACUCAAAAUAGGUGGGAAUAAAUUAGAAGGGAAGUUGUCGAGAUCAUUAGCCAAUUGUAAAGCACUUGAGGUUCUGGACCUUGGAAAUAAUAUGGUUCAUGAUACAUUCCCAUUUUGGUUAGAGAAGCUGCCUUCCUUGAAGGUUGUCAUUUUGCGAGCAAGCAGAUUCUACGGCACGAUUACAAAAUUCAACACAGAACGUGGGUUUCCAAAGCUACGCAUAUUGGACAUUGCUUCCAACAAUUUUUCAGGCGACUUGUCCAUUGAAUUUUUGCAAAGCUUGAAGGCAAUGAUGCAGUUAACAAAUGAAGACAAAGCUAAGCUGGAUUACAUUGGGGAGAAUUAUUAUCAAGAUUCAGUGACAAUUUUCAACAAAGGGAUUGAGCUGUUUUACGAGAAAAUCUUAACCACUCUUACUUGUCUUGACCUUUCCAACAAUAGUUUCCAUGGGAGAAUACCAGAAGAAAUACAAAUGCUGAGGUCACUCAAAGUGCUAAACUUGUCCUAUAAUAGCUUCUCCGGUGAAAUCCCAGUAGCAGUUCAAAACCUAAAAGAUCUGGAGUCUUUGGAUCUGUCACAGAAUGAGCUAUCAGGGAAGAUUCCUCCACAGCUUGCAACAACUUUCCUAGAGGCACUGAACUUGUCUUACAACCCACUUGAAGGGAGCAUACCGCAAGGCAACCAAUUCAGUACAUUUUCAAAUGAUUCUUAUCGUGGGAAUCCAAAAUUAUACGGUCAACCAUUGUCCAAGAAAUGCAAUGAAGACGGUCUUCCAGUGCCACCGCCUCCAGGGGAAGAGGAACAGUCAUGGUUAUAUGCUAUGUCAACUUGGAAAAUUGUUUUGAUAGGUUAUGGUAGUGGUAUGGUCGCUGGGCUAUGUAUCGGAUAUACAGUGUUGAAUGAGUUGGGAAACAAAUGGGUUGACAAGUUCAAAAAACAUGGGAAAAGAAACAGAAGAAGAUCUAGGUGAUUGUGUCGGAAUUCAUGUAUUAAAGUCAACAGGGAAAUGACCUCUGUCCUUCUAAGCUUCAAGUCAUUGCAUGUAAUUGGUGGCAAUGAAUCAUUUCAAGUAGAAAACCACGCAAAGUAUGAUAAAUUUUGUCUUUUUUGUUUGGGUUUUUGUGCUAUAUAUUUUAUCAAACACAUGAUGGGCUUUAGGCUCGGGUGUAAUGGGUAGACCUAUUGGUCCGGGUUUUAGUGCAA
Molecule: messenger RNA, 2954 nt
Organism: Gossypium raimondii (Peruvian cotton)
Lineage: Eukaryota; Viridiplantae; Streptophyta; Magnoliopsida; Malvales; Malvaceae
Product: receptor-like protein 35
Exons: 5
Coding region: 337-2721 (794 amino acids)
Molecular function (GO): protein binding
Source: RefSeq, a predicted model, not a curated record